GUGUGGGUCCGGAGUCACUUCCCUUUGGGUUGAAGUCGCUUUGAGGCUGCUCCCCGUCCCCGGCCUUUUGCUUCUUCCUCCCGCUUAAAACCUUUUCCUGACCCCCUCCUCCAGCCCCGGGCUUUUUAAAGUCUUCACCCAAGAGGUGUAUUCCCGUCCUGGGUGCAUCCCAGCCUCUCCCUCGUCGGCCCCUGGAGCGCAGCGCCGCAGCUGCAGCCGCAGUCCCGGGGAGCCUGCGUCCUCUGCCUGGUCCUGGGAUCCUGCAGACCCCACCACCCCCCUCCUCCUCGUGCCGGGCCCCGUUGCUCCCCAGGCCUCCCCUGAGCCCGCGUUGAGGAGGUGGUCAGGGCCUGUCCUGUGACACCUGGUGUUCUUGCCUGUCCCCCUCCACCCCCUGGAAAAUGCGCUCCUCCAGGAUGCAGGCGUCUUACCCUAAACCCUCCUGUGAAUGUGUGGGCCAAAGGUAUCGGGAGACAGAGAGGGACGGAGAGAGCAGUAGAAAACCUGAGACAGAGGAAAGAAUGAGGGAAACCAAUAAACAGAUGGCAAAGUAGAGGAUGGUUAGAGAUUUUCAAAGAGACAGUAAGAGUGAAAGAAGAAGCCGAGAAAGUAGCAGAGAGAGAAAAGUAACUAGACACAUUUCGAGAAAAAGCACAGUAUCCAGAGAGAUGAAGGACAGCCAGGUAGGGAGAGGGGCAGCAAAGGAGGAGGCUCCUCAGACAGAGAGUGGGGGAGAGCAGAAAGGAUUUGGAGCCAGGGCAGACAGAGCAGUGUGGUACUGGGACAGCAAGAGGGGGCAGCCGAUGACAAGGAGAAGCAGAGGGAGAACCACAGCACGGGGAGGCCUGGGAUCUGGGGGUGCCAAAGAGUGGGGACAACGGUGUGUAACAGGGAAGAGGGAAUUUAACAGGGAGUGCUGAAAUGGGGAAGAAAGAGCCAGAAAUAUGUGGAGAUUGGGACAAUGAAAAGAUUAGGAAGAAAGAGGAAUUAAAUAAAUUGCAAGAAUGGAAAGAACAGGUGGAAGACAAAGAAUAGAGGGAAGAAGGGGAGAAACAGCAGGAGAGGAGAGGGACUCAAAAUGAGCAGAAUCCUAAGGAGAAAAUAAAGGGGAAGGAAAGAGCUAGAGAAAGAAGGUGUGAAUGAGAGCGAUGUAUGGAAUGAGGGAGGGAAACACACCGUAAUGAGGCAAGAGGGGGACCCCGGGUCCAGGUGAGUUGUGAAUUGGCUGGAUGUGAUGACUACGUUUUGACCUGUUGAUUUCUGUCUUUAUAAGUUUAAAAUACACAGAUGAUGAGAACUGCAAAACCCCUGUCUAUGAAGGCUGGUUGGUGCAUUUUAUAAUUAUGGCAUCAGAAGUUAGCUUCCACUUGCAAUCCCUGUUAAGGCAGAGGGAAGUGACUUGACUCAUUAAUCCCACAGGUCAUCCUCUUCCCCUUCCCUGGCAUUGGGUCAGGGGGAGGGGAAGGGGGAGUGGGAGAGUAAAGCUGGGCAGAAAGUAAAAGACUCUGUCACUACAUAGUGUCUCUCUAAAGCAGGGGUGUCCAAUCUUUUGGCUUCCCUGGGCCACAUUGGAAGAAGAAUUGUCUUGGGCCACACAUAAAGUACACUAACACUAACAGUAGCUGAUGAGCUAAAAAAAAAAAAGUUGCAAAAAAAUCUCAAAAUGUUUUAAGAAAGUUUAGGAAUUUGUGUUGGGCUGCAUUCAAAGCCUUCCUGGGCUGUGGAUUGGACAACGUUGCUCAAAAGGAACAUUAAAAGUGUUGAGUCUGGGCAUGGUGGCUCAUGCCUGUAAUCCCAGCACUUUGGGAGGCCAAGGUGGGUGAAUCAUGAGGUCAGUAGUUCAAGACCAGCCUGGCAAAGAUGGUGAAACCCCAUCUCUACUAAAAAUACAAAAAUUAGCCAGAUGUGGUGACACGCGUCUGUAAUCCCAGCUACUUAGGAGGCUGAGGCAAAGCAUUGUGUAAACCCGGGAGGCGGAGGUUGCAGUGAGCCAAGAGCCGAGAUCUGGUGACAGAGCAAGACUGCGUCUCAAAAAAAACAAAGAACAAACAAAAAAAGUGUUGUUGCUUUUUGUAAUUGAUUUGCUUUUUUUCUUACUAAUUCCCUUUCAUCUCAUGUAUAGUUCAUUUUGCAACUUGAGAUAGAUCUUCAUUAAUUCAGUUUCUAUUUUUCUGUAUAUAAUUAUUUCCAAAGUAACUUUGGUGGCAUCCUAUAAUCAGCUCAUGUCAUUUUCUAAAUAUAAUGUGUUUUCAAUUUUUUUAGCUCCAAAAUUCAUCAGAUAUUUCUUAACAAUUUCAAAAUCUUUCCCUUUGAAAUUAAUUGUGUCCAGUUUUGAUAGAGGUCUGCAUGCUUUCUGCUCUUUAUUAUAUAAUAGAAGCAUUAUUUGUUGACUAGUAGGUGAUUUUAGAUUGUUUCAAUGUGUACUUGAUAAAGAUGUCAAUGAUGUUUUUACCUUAACAUGGAAACCUAGUUUAACUAGUCUAUUAUUCAAUUUUCUUCUUUUGUGUAAUUUGUUAAAAUAGUAAGCUGUGAGCUGCAUUUGGAACCAAUGUGAUAAAACCUUGAAGAAGUUUCUUUUGCUCAGAUAUGUGAAAGAAGGUCUGGGAAUUUUCUUUUUUUCUUUUCUUUUUUUUUUUUUUUGUGAGCUGGAGUCUUGCUCUCUCACCCAGGCUGGAGUACAGUGGCGCAAUCUCGGCUCACUGCAACCUCCGCCUCCCGGGUUCAAGCGAUUCUCCUGCCUCAGCCUCCUGAGUAGCUGGGAUUACAGGAACAGGCCACCACACCCGGCUAAUUUUUGUGUUUUUUGAUAGAGAUGAGCUUUCAUCAUGUUGGCCAGGCUGGUCUCAAACUCCUGGCCUCAAGUAAUCUCCCCUCCUUCGGCCUCAAAGUGCUGGGAUUACAGGCAUGAGCCAACAUGCCUGGCCAGUCCUGGAAUUUUCUAAGGGAGAUGUGAUAAAGACAAACAUAGCCCAUUGGCCCUUCCAGGUCGUGACAUCAUAAUUCAGCCACAUCUCCUCCUUCUCACUCAACUCAGACCUCUCAGGAUAACUUGGUGAAAUGACUCCCUCUCUCAGCCUCAGUGAGCCCACCUGUAACAUAGAGAUAAGGGAGUAGACCAGAAAACUUCAAUCAUUGACUUCCAAAGACUCUUGGCACGUGAGGAAGAAACCCAGAAGAGGAGAGCAAAGGAGUCAGGAAUGGCUUUUACUCAGUUGACAUUCAGGGACGUGGCCAUCGAAUUCUCUCAAGAUGAGUGGAAAUGCCUGAACUCUACACAGAGGACUUUAUACAGGGAUGUGAUGUUGGAGAACUACAGGAACCUGGUCUCCCUGGAGUAUUAUCCUAUGUGGGAGCACAGGAAAGAGCCCUGGACCAUAGAAAGCCAAGUACAAAUAGCAAGAAAACCAAAAGGGUGGGAAUGGAUCAAAGGUGUGAAAACAGAUCUGUCUCGUAACUGUGUAAUCAAGGAACUAGCACCACAACAGGAAGGUAACCCAGGAGAAGUAUUCCACACAGUGACAUUGGAACAACAUGAAAAACAUGACAUUGAAGAGUUUUGCUUCAGGGAAAUCAAGAAAAAAAUACACGACUUUGACUGUCAGUGGAGAGAUGAUGAAAGAAAUUGCAACAAAGUGACUACGGCCCCAAAAGAAAAUCUUACUUGUAGGAGAGACCAACGCGAUAGAAGAGGUAUAGGAAACAAGUCUAUUAAACAUCAGCUUGGAUUAAGCUUUCUACCACAUCCCCCUGAACUGCAGCAGUUUCAAGCUGAAGGGAAAAUUUAUGAAUGUAACCAUGUUGAGAAGUCUGUCAACCAUGGUUCCUCAGUUUCACCACCCCAAAUAAUUUCUUCUACCGUCAAAACCCAUAUUUCUAAUAAAUAUGGGACUGAUUUCAUCUGUUCUUCAUUACUCACACAAGAACAGAAAUCAUGCAUUAGGGAAAAACCUUACAGAUAUAUUGAGUGCGACAAAGCCUUGAAUCAUGGCUCACACAUGACUGUACAUCAGAUAAGUCAUUCUGGAGAGAAACGAUAUAAAUGUGAUCUAUGUGGCAAGGUCUUUAGUCAAAAAUCAAACCUUGCACGUCAUUGGAGAGUUCAUACUGGAGAGAAACCAUACAAAUGUAAUGAAUGUGACAGAAGUUUCAGUCGCAACUCAUGCCUUGCACUACAUCGGAGAGUUCACACUGGAGAGAAACCUUACAAAUGUGAUGAAUGUGACAAGGUCUUCAGUCGAAAUUCAUGCCUUGCACUACAUCAGAAAAUUCAUAUUGGAGAGAAACCUUACACGUGUAAAGAAUGUGGCAAAGCCUUUAGUGUGAGGUCAACACUUACCAGCCAUCAGGUAAUUCAUAGUGGCAAGAAACCUUACAAAUGCAAUGAAUGUGGCAAGGUGUUCAGUCAGACUUCAAGCCUUGCAACUCAUCAGAGAAUUCACACUGGGGAGAAACCAUACAAGUGUAAUGAAUGUGGUAAAGUCUUCAGUCAGACUUCAAGCCUUGCAAGGCAUUGGAGAAUUCAUACUGGAGAGAAACCUUACAAAUGCAAUGAAUGUGGUAAGGUUUUCAGUUACAAUUCACACCUUGCGAGUCAUCGGAGAGUUCAUACUGGAGAGAAACCUUACAAGUGUAAUGAGUGUGGGAAAGCCUUUAGUGUGCAUUCGAACUUAACUACCCAUCAGGUCAUCCAUACUGGAGAGAAGCCUUACAAAUGUAAUCAAUGUGGCAAAGGCUUCAGUGUGCAUUCAAGCCUAACUACCCAUCAGGUCAUCCAUACUGGAGAAAAACCUUACAAAUGUAAUGAGUGUGGCAAAUCCUUUAGUGUGCGCCCAAACCUCACUAGACAUCAGAUAAUCCAUACUGGAAAGAAACCUUACAAAUGUAGUGAUUGUGGGAAGUCCUUUAGUGUGCGCCCAAACCUCUUCAGACAUCAAAUUAUCCAUACUAAGGAGAAACCUUAUAAAAGAAAUUAAUAUGGCAAGGUCUUCAGUCAAAGUUUAAAUCCUGUGAGUCAUCAAAGAAUUUAUACCAGAGAGAAACCAUACAAGUAUAAUAAAUGUGGCAAGGUUUUCAGUCACAAUUCACUCCUACACAGCAUCAGAGAAUUUCAUUCUUGAGAGAAUCCUUACGAGUACAGCAAACCCUUCAUCACAAGUUCAAGCAUUCAUUGACAUCAGAGUCCAUGCUGAAGAGAAAUCAUAUACACCUAAGUGUGUGGCAGAGGCUUCAUUUAGGUCUCACAACUCACUAGACAUCAAAAUGUGUAAACAUCUUUGUAUAUUUUGUGCAUGUUGAAGCUAUUAACCAAGGAUCAAAACUGUAACACAUCCAAGGAUUUAUGUGAGGAAUAAUUCAGUCUAGUCGUGCUGAUAAACUUUUCAUAUUACACAUUGUAGAACAAAUGCAAGCCCACAUGUGUUAAAACUCACACAACAUGAUAUAUAUUAAAGGUUGCAGGAUGUUUGAAGUCA
Molecule: messenger RNA, 5471 nt
Organism: Gorilla gorilla gorilla (western lowland gorilla)
Lineage: Eukaryota; Metazoa; Chordata; Mammalia; Primates; Hominidae
Gene: ZNF415
Product: zinc finger protein 415
Exons: 5
Coding region: 3198-4973 (591 amino acids)
Biological process (GO): regulation of transcription by RNA polymerase II
Cellular component (GO): transcription regulator complex; nucleus; chromatin
Molecular function (GO): RNA polymerase II cis-regulatory region sequence-specific DNA binding; DNA-binding transcription factor activity, RNA polymerase II-specific
Source: RefSeq, a predicted model, not a curated record